GGUAGGCGGGGCAGCAAGAUGGCGGCGCGGACGGCGGUUGGCGCUGUGAGGGGGUACCUCUGGCAGGUUUUGAGAAAUCCUUCCAUACCCAGCUCUAGGAGCCGUGGCCUGCUUCUCAGUACCAGUAUGAAGUGGGUCCAGUUUUCAAGCCUACACAUCGAUGUUCCGAAGGAUUUGCCCAAACCUACGAUAACCGUUUCUGAUGAGCCAGAUGUAUUGUACAAACGCCUGUCAAUUGUAGUAAAAGCCCAUGAUAGGGCUGUACUGGAUAGUUACGAGUAUUUUGCCGUGCUUGCUGCUAAGGAACUCGGUCUUUCUAUUAAAGUAUAUGAGCCACCAAGGAAAAUAGAGCGGUUUACACUCCUCAAGUCGGUGCAUAUUUUCAAGAAGCACAGAGUGCAGUAUGAGAUGAGAACACUUUAUAGACGUUUAGAGUUACAACACCUGACUGGAUGCACGGCGAAUGUCUACUUGGAAUACAUUCAGAGAAACUUACCCGAGGGGGUCGCCAUGGAAGUAACCAAGACACAAUUAAAGCAGCUGCCAGAACACAUCAAGGAGCCAAUCUGGGACACAGUAGCCCAGGAGGAAGAAGCAAGCAAGUCCUGAGGCCUCACUCCUGCAGGGAGAGGAGCGCGGAUGCGGCUGUGUUGUGUUCACACGGGG
Octodon degus (degu) is the source of this 666-nucleotide messenger RNA. RefSeq names its product mitochondrial ribosomal protein S10 (gene Mrps10). Bases 19 to 609 code for a protein of 196 amino acids. The transcript is spliced from 7 exons. The record is from RefSeq and is a predicted model, not a curated record. Lineage: Eukaryota; Metazoa; Chordata; Mammalia; Rodentia; Octodontidae. Gene Ontology annotation, cellular component: mitochondrial small ribosomal subunit; mitochondrion.